AGAAAAAUUUUGUGUCCUUAACUUGAUUCCUUCUGUCGAGAGAAAAUAAAAGAACGGACUAAGCUAUACAUUCCAGGUCUUAAAAAUCAUUUUGCAAAGCAGGGCUCGGGAAUCCCGGGGACGGUCGAGAACUUGACCCAUUGGACCACUACGAAGUCCCAAAAAUAGCAGCCCAAUUCAGCGGAUAGACAACUCCUUAGAUUAGUCCAAACGAAGCCAAAGAGAAGAAAAAAACUACGCCAUUCUCCAAUUACCAGCGGCGGAACAACAGAGUAUAGGAUUUGGACUCAGAUUUGGAGUCCUAACCUGAGAAGAACUCAAUCGCAGCCUACUUCUAGUUUAAUCGCACAAGUACGACGCAAGAAGAGGCAGGGCACAUCAAAAGAAGCUGCCACGUGUCAUUAUUUCGUUCGUCCGUCUGGGCGGCACCUUCCCUAUAUAAGGCAAGGUUCCCCCUUGAAUUUCCUCACUUGCAAAUCAUCAACUAAAAAACUGCCUGGCUGCUUCUGCUUCUUCACGAGUCCUCCGAGUCCUCUUAUUCCAAGUAAGUCUCUUUCUUUCCUCUUCUUCGAGUCAUGUCUGACCACGAAGACAGCCAGAACCCUUCCGUCCACUCUUACGGUUCUGGUGACCGGUCCCAGACUUCUGGUUCCUCUUCUUCUUCCUCUGAUUCUGAGCACCCGGUUACUUCUCCACAGAAGAAGCCGGUUGAUGCUUCCACUUGCGCUCCUUCUACUUCCGUGGCGCAAGUGGUCUCGGUUGCUCAACCCGAGGAUGAGGGUUUUAUUCAGCUGGACGAUCGAUUGCUCCAAACGCAAUCGUCGGUCAUGCAGAAGGCCCAAAUCCACGAGGUGCGCAACCUGAUGCCGGAGGGGUACCAAUUGACCUACCCGGCAACGUGGAAGAGCAUCAUUUCUCUCGAUGUCGGUACGUCGAUUGGUAUCCAUUACCAUUCCAUCAAGGACCUGGGUGAAUUCUCUAUUCACCCAUUCAAAGUCCUUUUCCUUGAGACAUACGGUAUCAUGCCCGGGCAGCUGGCCCCUAAUGGUCACCGUCUGAUAGGCAGUUUCAUCAAUGUCUGCCGGUUUCUUCGUAUUCCUCUCUUCCUCCGUCUCUUCGACCAUAUGUUCGAUGUCCGGCCCGGGUCCAAGGAAACCCUUGGAUUCGUGGUAGUGUCUUCUCAUCAAGGCCGGGCAUUCCUCUGUGGCCUUCCUCCUUCUAACAAGAAGUGGAAGGACAAAUACGCGUCCAUCAAAUUCCCCCCGGCUGCUUUUCCUUUUGCCCAGAAUGUCUGGGGGAAGAGAAUGAAGCGCCAGGUCAAACCAGCGGAGGCCGAUGACCUGGUUGCUUGGGAAGCCACUCUCCGGGCCGAGGAUGCCUCCACCCGCAGCCUAUACCAUGUAGGGAAGUGGAGUGUUUAUCCCGGCCGGGAGACUGAUCCUGAACCGGAGAUUGUCUUGCCCGGGGCGAUCCCCGAAGCCAUCCCCAUCCGCCGGGUGAGGGGAUCCAAAGCACUGGCCACUGCCACCGCCGGUCCUUCACGCCCGGCGAAGAAGAAGAAAGAGAAAGAUACCUUCGAGUUCGACACCCUGAUGGGGGAGACCGGGCAUACCUCCCAGGCCGGGUUGGCAGGCCAACUUAACGAGGACGACGAAGGCGAGGAAGAGGCUGCCGGAGAGUCCCUUCAACAGAAGAGGCGGAAGAUUGAGGAGGUCAACCAGCCAUCCCACCAGGGGGCCCAGUCCUCCGACGCCGGCAAGGGGCUAAUCGUGCCUCGAUCCCAGGCUUUGAUGUCUAGCCGGAUCGGGGAAGAGUAUUUCGCCCGGUUGGUGAAAUCGAAGGAUGAGGAGAGGGCCAGGAUGGAGGCCAUGAUGGUCGAGUGUCGGAAGGAAGCCCAGGCUGCCCGGGCCAAGGCAGAGAAGAUAGAGGGCAAAUGGACAGAGCACUGCGCGGUCUACCGCCAGCUCUAUGCCAAGCACGAUGGUCUCUUUAAGGCUGCAAAAGAGGCCGAGGAUCAAGCUCAGGAGAAGAUCCAAAAGCUAGAGGCUGAAAACGCCCGGGCUGCAGAGGAGGUCCAAAAGCUGGAGGCCGAGAACGCCCGGUCUGCGGAGGAGAUUGCUCGGCUCGAAGACGAGCUGGCAAAGGAGCGGGCGGAGCGUGCUGCCCUUUCCGCUGCCUAGGCUGUUCAAGAGCCUGAGGAGUUCGCCGCUCAAGCGCUACCUGACCGGGAGACAGCCAUCUGCUUCUUCCAAGGGCUAUACAAGCACAAAGUCUCGGCCGGGAUUGUCGACGAGAUCGGGACCUUUGGCUUUGAGACCGGUCAGUACGCUGAGCGACGGGCCCUCUAUGGCAUCCUUGAGCAAAGGGUCCAAGGUUUUAAACCAAAGGUUCUCUCUCUGCCCGAGCUACAUGAUGAGGAACCAGUCCCUCCAUUCCCGGGAAUCUGAUCCCC
This is a messenger RNA of Cuscuta campestris, 2452 nucleotides long. NCBI's taxonomy places the organism in Eukaryota, Viridiplantae, Streptophyta, Magnoliopsida, Solanales, Convolvulaceae. The record is from the annotation of a GenBank genome assembly.